UGUGUCGCUAGAGGGCGCUACGAUCACAGGUGUGUGACCCACAUUAUUUUCUAUGCUAAGCUUCAACCGCCAUAGAAAGACGGAAGUGGACUAACUACCCAGGGAGUGAUGCCAGGAUGCUAAAACCACUACUAGCAUUAAGCUUGGUACUGUCUGUGCAGGCACAGCAGCUGUUUGAUUGCCCAGACCAAUGGUACGCCAAUGAGAACAAGUGUUACAGAUUUGUAGCCUACCCUAGAUCCAACUACGAGGGGGCCUCCGCCAUAUGCAGGGAGGAUGGUGCUGCACUCCUCAGCGUCAAUACCAUCGCGGAACAUCGUUUCAUAGCAAACUGGUUGGAAGAGAAAGACCAGCGAAAAGACGAGUGGUUCACUAGCGGUCAAGUCACUAUCGGGACUUCUGGGGGAAUCAGCUGGAGCGGAGAUGGAACCUUCUCUCGGGGAUUCAGCUUCUGGCUCAAUGAGUCAUUCGCCUUGGAAGAUGGUGCACGGGUCAUCUAUGCAUUUGCAAGUAACAACUAUGGCUGGGCAGUGACACGCACCACUGGAGAGUUGUCCUUCAUCUGUGAGAUUGACCAGACCGAAGCCUAUAGGAUUGUCCAGGAAGAUAGAGACUUUGACUAUGGUUUCGCUACUGAAAACCCCAAUGACAUUCCUCGGGGACCCAAGUUCCUUGUCGAGCCAUCCGACACAACAAUCCUGGGCUCCACUACUGCUGUGUUCAUGGAGUGUGUCGCCCAUGCUGUCCCCGACGCCAAGUACCAGUGGUAUAGGUUUGUGGGUAAUGGAACCUUUGCACUGGAUGCUUCGACUGACAACCGCUACACUCUGACCAAUGGCCGACUGACGAUCAACAAUCCAAAUACUCGUGACGAAGGCUACUAUCAGUGCAAGGCGGAGAACUAUCUCGGAGUAGCUCUCAGCAAGACUGCCCAGCUCUCCUUUGGAGAUCUGGGAGAAUUCUCCAAUGUUGGUGUGGCACCGACUGUGACCAAUGAAUACGAGGGUGCUCAGCUGAAUUGUCCUCCAAUCACAGUGAAGCCAGCGGCCAAGUUUCAGUGGUAUAAAAACAAUGUUGCCAACUUCAUCCGACCGAGUCUGCAGUCCUACAUCUUCAUCUCCAACAACGGCAAGCUCUACUUUUCGGAGGUGACGCGUAUUGACGAGGGGAGAUAUCACUGCAUUGUCUCCCUUACAAGCAGUGACGGGACCAGCAAUUACAUUGGUUCUUCUCAGACUCCAACUAAAUCCAGUCUGGGUUUUAAUCUUGAUGUGAAUUCCAAAGCUGGGGGAAACUACCGACCCAUCAUCCAGGAUGACUUCAUCUCGGUGUUCCCGUCGCAGCCCAAGAAGGGACAAGACAUACAACUAGAGUGCUUUGCUUACGGAACGGGGCCCUUGGUGUACCAGUGGAGUCGCUUGUUGGGGAAGGAGAUGCCGUCACGGGCGAGGUACUCUGACCACAACCGCGUUCUCACCAUCCUCAACGUUGCCCCAGAGGACCAGGGAGUCUACAAGUGCCGUGUGUACAGUUCCACCACAAAGGAAGCCGACGAGAAGGGAUAUUCACUCAGAAUUCAAUCUGAGCCUUACUUCACGUAUCCUCUGAAGGACCAACACACUGACGUGGGGGGACAGUUGACGUGGCACUGUGAGGCGGCAGGCACACCCACACCCACUUACUUGUGGUACAAGGAUGGGGUACAUCUGAGGAAUCAGACCGGCUACUUAACUAUCCACCGGAACGCCCUCACCAUACAGGGCUUGAACAUAGAGCGGGACAGCGGCAUCUACCAGUGCGGCGCUACAAACCAGCACAGCACCGUGUACAGUACAGCUCAACUCAGGGUGCUUGAAUUUGCCCCUUCAUUUGCCAAGCAUCCUCUACAGAGGGGCAUUGCAGCAUCGAGUGGUGGCAACGUCACCAUCAUAUGUGACCCCGAGGCAGCUCCUGCGCCAGAGUAUGAGUGGUUAAAGGGUGGACGUAAUCUUGGUCUGACAAAGGGUGGUGACUCUGGCAACCUCAAAAUGUUGAUGAAUGGAAACUUGUACAUAACAUCAGUGAGAAUGGCUGACGCAGGACGCUACACUUGCAAGGUGACAAAUUCCAUCGGAUCAGCUGAAGACUCCACUGAGCUCAGCAUCGUCUCCCAAACUGUGAUGACCGUGAGACCGAGCAGCGAGGACGUGAACGUCAACUCCACAGCCACACUGAAAUGUGAGGCGUCUGCCAGCCAGAACAUGGACAUGGUGUACUCCUGGAUGUUUAACGAUCACCUCAUUGAUGUCGACAUUAAUCCUUACUACAGAAUGGGUUCCGGGUUGACAAAAGGCUACUUGUAUGUGAUCAAUGCCCAGUUCUACCACGCAGGAGACUACACAUGUAACGCUGCUACCGGACUUGACACGGAGUCAGCUGAAGCUACUCUCAGAGUACUGGGACCUCCUGGCGAGCCGGCUGGAGUCUACCAGGACUUAAAGGUCACUGACAGUUCGAAUCCUCGGACAGUUAAAAUUAUGUGGACUGAUGGAGACAAUCAUGGAGCAGAUGUCCUGUACUACGAUGUGGAGUUUAGAACCAAUUUCAACAACAAGUGGAGGAUUCUCAAAGAACGGAUCCCGAGAGUUGAAGCUAUGGAUGACCUCAACCCAACUAAGAGACAGACGACCUUGAUCAACCUGAAGUCCGGUGCAGGAUAUCAGUUCCGAGUUCGAGCCAUGAACAGAUACGGUCUUGGUCUACCUAGUGUCCCAACUACAACAAUACAGAUUCCAUCAGAUAAACCAUCAAAAGCACCUGAGAAGGUCGGGGGAGGAGGUGGAAAGGUCGGUGACCUCACGAUCACAUGGGAGCCGCUGUCUCUUGAGGACCACAAUGGCCAGCAGCUUGGCUACAAUGUCUUCUGGCGAAAGAAGCCAGUAGGUGGCAGUGAAUCCAAGUGGGAAACGAGAAGAUUAUUGGGCCCCAGCGCAGGAAGCUAUGUCACUCUUGUCGGUCUCGAGAAUUUCUAUACUGAGUAUGAAGUGCAGGUUCAAGCUUUCAAUGAACUGGGCAACGGAAACCGAUCACACAUAGCCCUUGUCAGAUCAGCUGAAGAUCUACCUGUUGGCACCCCCAGCGGCGUCUUCUACGCUGACAGCUUCAACAGCACCUCACUGGUGGUGUUCUGGAACCCCGUGCCCGACAACAAGAAGUUCAUGAAGGGAAAGCUGAUUGGAUACAAGGUAAACUACUGGAUGAGACUCGGAGAGACUGAGAUCGAGGCCGUUCAGAGCAUCUACGAAGGUCAGAUAGACAACGCCCUUAUUAUCGGUUUGCAGCCAGACACGUGGUACACCGUCAACGUUCAAGUGUACAACUCCGCUGGAAACGGACCCAAGAGCGAGGACUACCAUCAGAGCACAGACAGACUGGCUCCCCAGCUGUACCCGACAGAAGUGCAUGUGUUCUCCUACUCCAGCACCCAGGUGUAUGUGUCUUUCCGUGGUGUGAGUACGCAGGUGUACGAGGAACCACUACAGGGGUAUAAGGUGCAAUACUGGCGUAAUGCCGAGGAUAUUCGCAAGGCCAAGGUUGUGGACUGCGAGAAGAACAGCAAUGCAAUACUGGGGAACAUCGAUAAGGAUAUCAUCUACCAGAUGCGUGUGUUUGCCUACAGUCGCGGGGGGCAGGGGAAGAUGAGUUCACCCGCAACACGCUUCACUCUUGGAGGUGAAGUGCGUAUCGACCGCAGCACAACCAUCAUCAUGGCAGGUGGCGCCAGUGUGCUUCCGCCAUGUUGGUCACGGCGGUCUGUCUGCUUACUGCAAUUGUCUUCAUCUUCCGUGCCUAAGUUGUCCACAAACAGUGCUAUUUUCAUUCCUGCCAGUCUACAACAGAUUCAACUCCAAAAAUUCAUGAAUAUAAAAAAUGUUAACAAUGGAACUUAAUGAAUGGUAAAUUUGCUGUAUUCGUGAAUAGAUACUGAACAAACCAUUUGGGGUCAUGCAUAUUUGAGACCAUUUUUUAAAUAAAUUUUGUGCUCAGUUUUUACUUCACAAAAAUAUACAUGAUUCCUAACUUGUUUUGUUCAGUAUAUUGGUUCAUGGUUGUGGACGUGAAUAAUUCCUCAGUCUAUAUGUGACAAUGAUAUGAUUUGUAUUUGACGUGUUAAGAUCAAAUUAAGACCUCCCAUCACAGCUGAUUACCAUAUUCAUCUAAACUGACAUUGAUAAUAUCAUUUAUUAUUAAUUAUUUAGUAAAUGUGAUUUCAAAAUCCAACCCAACACAUUCCAUAUAUUUACAUAUAUAUAUAUAUAUAUGUGUGAUACAUAUACCAUCCAUUUUAUACCUAACAUUGUACAGUUUUUACAAUCUUUUACAAUACGUAUAAGUUUGCUAGUCCCUUUCCUUCUGCUGGGAAAUUAGUGCGUCUGUUGCCAUAAUGUCUCGCGAUUCUUUGCCAGUGUAUCAAGUAUUAAACUAUUUAUGCUUCGUGAAAUUGAAUCUUUUAUUUUAUGAUUUGUAUGUUCUAAAAUUUUAUUCAUGUUUGUAAGCGUAACUAGAUGCUGUUGAAAAGUGUGAAGUAUUUUUUAAGAAAAUGUCAGUUGUUUUGUAAUUUUGUAAUGUUUUUUUAAAAAGUGCAUGUUUGUUCUUUUUUAUUUUUCUGUGUAAAGGUUUCUGUUGCUGAACACUGUGUUUCUCUGUUCAGACCAUCAUCUUCCAUAAUGGUAACAUUCAGAGUAAUGAUUAGUUUCUAGGGUAAUAACAUGAUGGUUAUGAAAGUGGCAACUUGGUCAUUAUUAGUCCUCUUCCUCAUUUUUUUCUGUGAAUGGGAGCAUGUCAGACUAAUGAUUAGUUUCAAGGGUAAUAACAUAAUUAUUAUGAUGGUGGUAACGUCAGCGUUAACAUUCCUCUUCCAUAUUUUCUUCAUGUUGGGAGAAUGUCAGAGUAAUCAUUAAAGUUUCAAGGGUAAUAACAUAAUGAUUAUGAAACUGGUAACUUUAUCAUUAACAUUCCUCUUCAAUAUUUUGUUCAUGUUUAGAACAUGUCAGUGUAAUGAUUAGUUUCAAGGGUAAUAGCAUGUGUAUUGUGGUAAUUUAUGAUGAAAAUUUGCUUACACAUUCUAAUUAUUCUAUAAAUAAUAUAGAUAUGAGUAGUUUGAUGGGUAAUAGCAUCAAAGUGACAUUUAAUCAUUGUGUCCUAAUUUCAUACUCAUAUUGUAAGAGCUAUUACAAAUAACAACACAACGACAACUAUAAAUUUGUUCCCUUUCGUCUGUAAAAUAAAUUCAAUAGGAUGUGCAGGUUUAUGAUCUCUUUCAUGGAAUUAAAAUUAAAUUUAGGGUGCAGAAAUUGUGUGUAAAAUUUAGGCAUAUAUUUUUAGAUAAAGUUAUACAGUGUAUUUCAAAUUGAAAUAAUCUCCUGGCUUGUGAUGCUUUCUAUAUUCAUUUUACAGUCUCAUCAAUGCUACCAGAAUUCCAUAUGUUUGCCAAGUAUGUGUGCUUAUGUCAGGGACUAUUGUAUAGAUAGUACUUGCGUGGAUAGAUAGUAAUGUACUGGUACAUAUAGUUGUAGGAGAGCUCUGUAGUCAUCCAUUCAUUUACUUUCCAUGUAUUUUGUACAAAUUGUAUAUAGUUUGUCAUCGAUUUUAUUCAUAUAAACAGACAUUGUGAUUUCAUGGAAUUAAAUGAAUGCUGCAUACUAUACAUGAAUCAAUAUGUGGCACUUUACAUACUUUAUAAGUGUACAAAUACUCUCCAUUACAUAGAAAAUAUUUUUCAAAUUAUAUUUUUUAAUCUUACCAAAUGCACAAAAUGUAACUUUCUGCUUUUCAUAUUGUUGCAGGAGAACAUAUAAUUUGUUUCAGGAAAAUAUCAUUUUCUAUUAGCAUUAUGUUUGUAUUCCUCGGUGAUACGCCCUUUAUAAAUUGUCAGCGAUCAAAGCUUCAAAGAAUCUCACAUCUUGAACAGCUGUUAAUUCUAACUUUAAUACUCUUUUACUCAUAAACUGUUUAACCUACAGAUCACAGGGAUGUGAAGGUGACAGAAAAAUAUUCUGAUGUGAAAAUACUGUUUUUGAAGGUGAACUUCAGUAGCAAAAGAUACUCAUUUGUUAUGCAAUGUAAACAAAGAGAUUUUCGGCACAAAUUCCUGUUGUUUUGUGAAGUGUUCUACAAGAAAGACAUUUUCUCCUCAGAACAAGGAGCAUAAAAGAGUGUUCUGUGAUUGUGUAAUGACUCUCAUUUGCAUAAUUUGAUAAAUGUAAAUCAAACAUUGCCCAGUUGGCUUUAUCCCACUCAGCAGCAGUACCUGGUUUUACAGAAUCUCAACUCAUUGGGAGAUUAUGUUGAGUGGGUUGGAAUUAUGAAAAGGAUUUUUGACUAAACAGCUGAGCAUCUUCAUUGAGCUCAUAUUAUACACUGUUGAAAAGGAAUUUGCAAUAUACAGCUGAGUAUUUUCUUUGAACUCAUAAUAUACACUGAAAACGUAUAGGUUUUAUAAACUGAAUGUUUAUUUGGAUUUCAUUGUUAAUAUGUUGAAGUUGUCAUUUGCAUGAAAACUCCAUCUUUGGGAGUUUUUCCUUAAGGCAAACCACAUGAGAUCUUAUUUCUGUUUAACAACUUAUUUUAUCGUUGGUGUGUAUUGUAUUAAUACAUGAACAAGAGUCGUUUACUCCUGCUGUCUUUUGCAAGAGUUGUCGCCCUUGGUUGACCGGAAAUGACUAUGGUACUUCACUUAGAUUCUAAUGGCAAUACUCCUGUAAAAUCAGUUUGUCUGUUUUGAGAUGUAUAAAGAUUUGAUAAUGCACUGAUUGUUUUCAAUCAUUGUUUUACAUAAGAUAUAUAUCAUUUUGUAACAAUAAAUAGUUUAGGAUAA
Molecule: messenger RNA, 6856 nt
Organism: Haliotis rubra (blacklip abalone)
Lineage: Eukaryota; Metazoa; Mollusca; Gastropoda; Lepetellida; Haliotidae
Product: contactin-like
Biological process (GO): cell-cell adhesion
Molecular function (GO): protein binding
Source: RefSeq, a predicted model, not a curated record